Messenger RNA from Callithrix jacchus (white-tufted-ear marmoset), 1244 nucleotides. RefSeq names its product transmembrane protein 220 (gene TMEM220). The record is from RefSeq and is a predicted model, not a curated record. Lineage: Eukaryota; Metazoa; Chordata; Mammalia; Primates; Cebidae.
AGCGGGCCCUGCGCUCCCAGUGGGACUCGCUUUCCCAACCGCGAAACCCGGACGGCGUCGCCCACACCUCGCGGCCUUCCGGGCGGGCUGAAUGGAACGCUGAGUCUGGCUCCAGCCACGCCCUUCGCUCCCGUCCCGGCGCGGACCGCGGCCACUGCAGCGCCCCCUGGAGGCCGAGGCCGGGGCGGGAUCUCAGUCCCUCCGCGGAAGGAAGGGGCCGACCCGGACGAGGCGGGACUCGCCGUUCGGCCCCGCGCUCACCGAGCCAUGGCGCCGGCCCUGUGGAGGGCCUGCAACGGGCUCAUGGCCGCCUUCUUCGCGCUGGCGGCCUUCGUGCAGGUAAAUGACCCAGAUGCAGAGCUGUGGGUGGUGGUGUACACAAUACCUGCAGUACUGACCCUACUGGUUGGACUUAACCCUCAAGUCACAGGUAAUGCUAUUUGGAAAAGUAUCUCUGCAAUACACAUGUUCUUUUGUACGGUGUGGGCUGUCGGCUUGGCAUACUACCUCAUGCAUCAUACACAACAGAACAUCUUACAUGAGGAAGAAGGCAGGGAGCUGUCUGGUCUGGUGAUUAUUACAGCGUGGAUGAUCCUGUGCUGCAGUUCCUCAAAUAGAGACGGGGUUUCACCAUGUUGGCCAGACUGGUCUUCAACUCCUGACUGCAAGUGAUCCACCCACUUCAGCCUCCCAGAGUCCUGGGAUUACAGGCAUGAGCCACCGUGCCUGGCUUGCUAAACUAUUUUGAAAUAAAUCCCAGAUAUCAUAUUGUUUCCUUUGUAUAUCAGAAUGUAUCUCUAAAAGAUAAGCGCUUAAAAACUACUCUACCAUCAUCAUACAAAAAAUGAAGGAAUAACUUCAGUAUUGUGAGUUUUAAAUGUUUGUCCUUUUGCGCCUUAUGUUUUCUGUAAAUUGGUUGUUACAUCUAAAGACUUGAUGAGAUUCUGGCAUUAUUAUUGAUUACUUCAUGUUAAGUAAUGAUGUUAUGUAUUCCCAUUAUAAUAUACAUAAUACCCAGCUGCUUAUCUGUGAUGUUAAUAGUCUUUGUUGAGUAUUGCCUAAAUCCAUUAGUUGGUUUGGUUUGCAAAACUGUGAUAUUCUAAUUAUAUCACUACUUGUUUAUGAGCUGGAAAACUAUAAAGAGAAAUGUCCACUUAUUUAUCUGUUGGCUACUCCAAGGUAUAGAUCAUCAGAAUAAAAUGAAAGGAAAAAAAGUUAAUUCUCUCCCUUAGUUACCAGUUUCC